GAGAGUAUAUUGCUCCAGAGAAGAUCCAGAAUGUAUAUUUAUGCAGUCCAUUUGUUGCGCAGGCCUUUGUUAUUGGAAACAGCUUUAAGUCCUUCUUAGUUGCCAUCAUUGUACCAGAUGCUGAAGUGAUAGAAGCCUGGGCCAAAAAAAAUGAAGUGGAGGGAGACGUGAAACAGCUUUGUCAAGAUGAGAUUAUAAAUAAAGUUAUAUUGGAAGACAUCUUGGCCAAAGGAAGAGAAGGAGAUCUUAAUUCAUUAGAACAGGUCAAGAAAAUCUAUCUUCAUCCUGAGAUGUUUAGCAUUGAAAACGGACUUCUCACGCCAACCUUCAAGGCCAAGCGUUCAGAGAUACUCAAGACUUUCAAAGACCAAAUCGAGCGGCUUUACGAAGAGGUGGAGACUGAGAAUUAACCAGACACAGGCAUGAUAAAGCCAUCAUGAGCGACCCCAUCCUUCGCUUCUCGCGAAGGAACGGGAAAUGAGACAAAGUCCAAGCAAUAAUUGAUUAAGACAUAUUAAGACACGGCACAAGGACUUUAUAUCCACUAUCAAUGACCUUAAAAAUAGUCACAAUUAUGCUGGUUUAAAAAAGUUAGUCUACAUAAUAACGCCUGAAAAAGCAGUGAAUGAAAUAUUCAUCAUUGUAAAAAGUAAUUUUGCAUUAAUUUUAGUGAAUGAUGACAACACGUUACACUACCCCUCCCCCCCCCUCCGUCCCGCUCUUCUCUAAAUGUUUUAGGUUAUAUCAGCCCGCGUAACAAGCGUCAACAAAAAUGUAAUUAACACGCGUGCAUGAAAGCAGGCGCACGAGGAGAAAGCUCCAUUAGGUUCGCACAUCCGGGAAGUUUUGUUUGCAAGUUCUGGUCGCGCCCGAUUACUCCUUACGACUUUUAUGUACAACAUGACUAAAUGAGAACAUCCCACAUUACUCUCUUCCUUAACUUUAAGCAAGAUUACCGCAUACUAUGUUAUUAUGCUUCAAGUUCUUGACAAAAUAAAACAAUGCCGAAAACAAUACAGUUAGUUAGUAUGGCUUUGUUUUCAAAUAGUAUGUGGUGAUACGGAAAUCUUUCCCAAUUAGGGUAGCUUGCCAAAAUAUUUCCCUAAGCCUCUGUGUUCUACAUUGCACUCGAACUCGAACUCGCGGAAUUAUUCAGACUCACUUAUUUAAUUUCAGUUUAUCACUAUUAGGAAUCGAUCAAUGUCUAUUUCUCAAAAAGAGAACUCUGCAGUAUUUAUCAAACUUUUAAGCAGUUAAAUGGCUGCUAUUUAACCAACAACGACGAGAUUU
Molecule: messenger RNA, 1290 nt
Organism: Pocillopora verrucosa
Lineage: Eukaryota; Metazoa; Cnidaria; Anthozoa; Scleractinia; Pocilloporidae
Source: RefSeq, a predicted model, not a curated record